GAUUUUCUUCUCGUUUCAGAACCUCUGAGCAUGGCGCAGCAAUGUACGGACGCAAAUGAGGCAUUCAGAGACCCCCUGCCAGCCGCGCAUUGUGCACAAAUUAACGGCGACGGUUCAAGCUCUUACGAAGUGGUCAACGGCGCGGCUGCUCCUGGCGUCCAAUUCCAUUCGCCUCCCAUCUUUAAUACCGACCCUACCGGGUUCGAUCCAGCGAGGCAGCACUAUUCACAGGAUAAUCUCAUCAAUGACAAUUUUCCUACCGAAUCCUGUCCAACACAGGCGCAAGUCCCAAAUGGAAAUACCAUGGACUGUCGCCCAAACAGAAAAUGCGAUUCUCUCAACUUUCUUCGCAGGAAACGCAAAGCGUCGGAGCUAAUCUCCAUUGACGAAGGAACUGAAAAUACUGAUGAACCUGUUGUCAACAGAUACUCAUUAAUUAGUAUUGUACAUGUAUGUGUGAUUCUGGCGUUUGCAGCAAUAUCCAUCAUGUCCCUAGUGUUCGCCACGAAGGUUCGGCAACAAAUUGAAGAUCUUCAGACAAAGUACGAUUCUUUGCAGACUGAAAAAGAGCCCAACGUCUGUUUGCCCUGCAUAGAGGUGGAAAGAGGCCCUUCGCCAGAAGACACACCGGAAUUAAAGGAUUUGUUGAAAAGGGUUGAAAAUGGACUAGAGGUGUGUUGCGCUAAGACCGGUGUCCAGUAUGCUCUGUUGCUCAAUCUGUUUUUUCAAAGACAGCACCCCAUAGAGUGUCCACUUGAGGACGAGAACCCACAAUCCACUCCUUGCAAUGACACUGCGUCCAAUGGUUCCGCCCCAUUUCCGCCUAUCCAGUCGCUAUACGGCAACGUGUCCGCUCAUUUGCAAGCCGGGAGUCAACUGGGCAACUUAGGUGGUGACAAACCUAUUCUUAACUGGCAGGUUGGUCAGGACAAUCCCGGAACACAUCUUACCAACAUCAACAUGUCACCUGACAAGAAAUAUCUAGUCAUUCCAUCAACUGGACGCUAUUUUCUGUACAGUCAAGUAGGGUUUCUCAUUUAUUACAAGGGCAACGUCACUGAACAAGAGCUACAGCCUCUGUCCCAUUACAUAUACCGUAGCAAUUUCAUCUACGCGACAGACCAACAACUUUUGCGAAGUGAUCUCACACAGUGUUGGGGCGAGGACAAAUACUACGGAAGAUACACAAGCUACGUCGGGGCGUCCGUUUUGUUGAACAAAGAAGACAAAAUAUACGUUGAAGUUUCGCAAAUCGAGCUUUUGUCAAGAGGUGAACGCAGUUUAACAUAUUUUGGUCUCUUCAAAAUGGGCUGAACCUGAUUAUACUUCGCGUGUAGAUACUUUAUUAAACGUCUUUCAAACCAAAAGGCAGCAUUUCCAGCCGCCUUAAAGCGUGGCCAUGCGUAUGUCAAAAAUCCCGACAGUUGCGUUGCUUACCAUGGCCUUUGUAGCACACAUCCAGUCACCCGGCCAUGCCUACUGCGGAGAUCAAUGGGACUGAGUAACGGUGACCCCUGAAAUGAACGGUGUCUUAGGUCCUGCAAACACAGUGCCAAACUCCAAGCAGCGGUUACUUCCCUUGCAGUAUGUUAACAUUACGCCAAGGGAGAUCACUGCGUAGGAGAUUGAUACAACACUUGAAGGGAGAUAAUGCCAAACCCCAAGCAGCGGUUACUUCCCCUUGCAGUAUCUUCUCGCUAAGGGAGGUCACUGCGUAUGGGAUUGGUAUAUACCUAGCCUAGCUACAAACAGUGCCAUUACCAGUAUGCCAGUAUUGUGUGGAGAAAAAACAAACUAAUCAUGCGAGAUCAUUAUGCUCAAAUUAUGAUGAUCCUGCUGCUGAGAAAACUUCCAGUCAUGUUUGAAUAAUAUGCUUAAGCUUACACAUGUAUAUACUCAUCUGCCUUGUAAAAAGGGCAGAAUAGCUUUAAGGGCCAAUACCAUUGCGUUGUUAUUUAGAAGCGUUUGUUAACACAUGUGACCGUCAUAUAGUUGGUUGUAACCCUGUGUACAAAUGAGUAUUGUAUUGCCUCUGGUAUAAUCAGAGUAUUUUCUGUUAUAUUUUUGUAUUCUCAUGAAUAUGAUAUGCUGUAUAUAUUAUUUCGUAAAAUAUAUGUCAUAUUUUGAAAAAUAAUUUUUAAUAAUUAAGAGUGUAAGUUUUAAUUCAUAAUUUUGUACAUUAUUUAAUUUUGCUGGCAAAGUUGGAAUGAAAACGUAACCGAAGAAUAAAGGUUUAUUUCAUUAAUUUGUACAUAAUUUAAUUAUAUUAUGAUGUUUUUCGUAUAAUGCUACGCAUAACGAAAAUAUAUAUGCAUGCUGUAUCGAGGGGUGAAAGCAAGAAGGUUUUAAGUGACAUUAACUCAGCAAUAAGAUAGAACCUUUAUGCUUUCACGUAUGCAAUAUCCAAAUGAAAUAUGCCGUUGCUCAUAAAAGGAACCUCAGAUCUCAAACAUAAGAAUGCUUGCAGGGAAUAUGGGACAUGUUAUAUAUGAAGGUUGAUAGCAAUGUCUGUCUGUAUGUUUGUCCAGCUGUUUAAUCAUACAUUGUGUAUUAGCAUACACAUUCAUGGUUGUGAGAUUUGCAUUUCGAAUUUUGUUUUGCUAUACAGAAUUUUCGCUGAAAUUUAUAAAUUAUAAAUUGAUGUUGUUUAUGAAAUACUUUGCAAA
Messenger RNA from Mya arenaria, 2666 nucleotides. RefSeq lists its product as uncharacterized. Gene Ontology annotation, cellular component: membrane. The transcript has 4 exons. Gene Ontology annotation, biological process: immune response. Gene Ontology annotation, molecular function: tumor necrosis factor receptor binding. Bases 31 to 1314 code for a protein of 427 amino acids. The record is from RefSeq and is a predicted model, not a curated record. NCBI's taxonomy places the organism in Eukaryota, Metazoa, Mollusca, Bivalvia, Myida, Myidae.